This is a messenger RNA of Oncorhynchus gorbuscha (pink salmon), 1315 nucleotides long. RefSeq names its product flocculation protein FLO11-like. The transcript has 5 exons. NCBI's taxonomy places the organism in Eukaryota, Metazoa, Chordata, Actinopteri, Salmoniformes, Salmonidae. The record is from RefSeq and is a predicted model, not a curated record. Bases 55 to 960 code for a protein of 301 amino acids.
AAGGUCAAUCUGACCGCCAACGGUUCAGCUACACAAAAGGUCAACUCUGUGCUUAUGUGUAUGUGCAGACAUGGAGACACUCAGCGGAAACAUAGAGCAUGUCUCACAGGUCAGAGCACUUCUUUGCCCCCUGUCACCCCAGGCGCCUUCCUGCAUGAGGGCGUGUCCACUGCAUCCCCAGUCUUCCCAUUGGUCAAUGAAGAUGAGGAGGAGCCAGAGCCAAGUCCUGCCAAACAGACCUCUCCAGACCAAGUGAAUGGAGCCCCAACCAAACCAGCUUUUAUUGACGGCGACAGGCUGCUUCAAUCAGAGUCUGUUACAGAUGCUGGUGACUGGGAUGACAUGGCUCUGACCAAUCAGAUGACCACGUCUCUGCCUGCACCUGCACACACAGUCAACACCGUUACCGCCACCCAAGACAACGCCACUCUCGCAGACAGCUCCUCCUCCUCGUCCCCUGUAAAGAGCACCUCCCUUGCAGGACUGACCUCCACCCUAGGGGACACAACAUACCCUGUCCCUGCUGGAGGCCACCUCACCACCUCUACUCCUCCUGCUUUAGAUACCACCCCACCUCCAUCCCAUGUUUUAACACCGAUCCAGUCCUCUGUCCAACCCAGCACCCCAGCACUGACCCCUGCUCCAACCCAAACCCUCACUACAGAGCACACCAAGACCUCCACCCCAGUACAUGUCCCUGCUGGCCCGCCUCACCAGGAGGUUCCAUCAGAGCUCACCGUUGGAGAUGAGGACAAAGGGCCACACCUCCACUCUUCUCUGGACCCUUUGCUGGCUAGCCUGGUCUCUAUCUUUAUCAUCACCACAGCCAUCGUCUCUGUUGUCCUCUUCCUCAAAUUCUGCCAACGGACCGAUCACCCUGACUUCCACCGACUGCAGGAUCUACCCAUGGAUGACUUGAUGGAAGGCACACCACUUUCCAGAUACACUUACACCUACUGAUGACGGAACCCUCUCAUCAUCAACAGUCAACUUUACUUCUAGCCCAGCUACACAGCAGACACCCAAUCGACCACCGUUUUGGAUCCUGGCAAAGCUUUUGACUGGAUUGGAGGCCCUCUGCCAGUGACCAUGUUGCCUCACUAUGAUUCCCCCUGCUGAGCAGUUUCCAAUUUGAUUGUAUUAUGUUAACAAUUAGAAGGCAUUCAAUACCCAAUCAGGGGUUGCAGUAUUAGGACAUCAGAGGUUCCGUUUCGACAUUAGGCCAACACCAUCAUUAUUCCCUUUGAAGCUUUCAGACAUUUCAUCUGCACAGAGGUCUGUUUUGUUCUUUGUAAUGUACCCCCCCCUCCUUACA